AUGCCAAAGGUAGAUGUGAGCGUGGAGCAGCUCAGGAGCGUGUAUGGGCAGCUACACGAGGCUUUGGAUGAACGAGCGGCGUUGCAUUUGCCCGGAGAGGCCGAUGAUACAGUUGGGCGAGACGUGAGAUUGCAAUUGCAGGAGUUUCUAGCACAGGUGCUUGAGAUGGCAUCUAGUUCUAUGCGAGUUGUGAAUGCUGAGGACAACGAUGGUAGCGUUGGUGUGAAAGAUCUGAUUUCGAAGUCGCAGGAGCGGUAUGUGGAACCGUUUGACCUUGAAUUGAAUGAGAGAGUCAGACAGGCGUAUAGAGAAUGGGAAGACUGUACAGUUCAAGUUGCCCAACUGCGACGGGAUGGCCCUAAAACAGUGGAUGAAGCGUAUGAAGGGGCGAAAGAUAAGUUCUUGGCAAAAUUAGAUGCGCAGAUCGCAGAGCUAGAAAAGCAUGAGGGCGCUGGCGUCCCUAUGGAGUCGCAGGAUAGUGUUGACAAGAUUUUGAAUGAACGCGUGGACCAAUACGAAAGUUCGCUAACAUCACUGCACGAAGCACAAUCGAACAUCCCGCAAAUAAGGACCAACCUGGGCAAGAUUAAGAGUCUAGUGGCCUAUCUCGAGGACCAACUCGAGUAA
This is a messenger RNA of Torulaspora delbrueckii, 627 nucleotides long. RefSeq names its product MIND complex subunit NSL1 (gene NSL1). Bases 1 to 627 code for a protein of 208 amino acids. NCBI's taxonomy places the organism in Eukaryota, Fungi, Ascomycota, Saccharomycetes, Saccharomycetales, Saccharomycetaceae. The transcript has a single exon. Gene Ontology annotation, biological process: mitotic sister chromatid segregation. Gene Ontology annotation, cellular component: MIS12/MIND type complex; kinetochore. The record is from RefSeq and is a predicted model, not a curated record.